AUGCUGAAAACCAAGUUCCUUUGCAGGGUAGGAGAUGACGGUAUUACAGCGAUUCUUCCCAUACAUGAGAGUGCAAAGCUCAUAGUUUCUAAGAAGUCAGGAGACGUGCUUGUGUACUCAAGGGAUGGAAGCGGCUUGAAGUUAUUUCAAACUUACCACAAAUUACUUCAUAGUACCCAUGAAGACCUCACGGUUAACGCCCUAUUCUACUCUGCUGGACUCAGCACUGUAUUUGCUCAAAGUGAGAAGACCAUUGCCCUACUGAAUAGCAGCAACUUGAAUCAGUUUGACAAAAUCGUUGACAAAAGAGGGAUCCGUCAAUGCUGGGUGUUUGAAAAACCGACUAGGAAUGAAACAAGCAAAACAGUACUCGUAUAUCUUCCCAAAAAGGUGUCAAAACUUAAAAUGUUCAUUUGGAAGGGUCAUUCCUUCAAAACCGUCCAAGAGGCGACUUUGACAAGCAAGAAUGAACUUGUAUCCUCUAUCGAAUUAGGAUCUCAUGGUUUAUAUAUAACUUCAAACAUUGGGGUAUAUUAUUGGAGGCUACAAGACUUUUCUCUCAUCCGUGUGGAUAAAAUAGUAGCCCCCAACUGGCCCAGAGAUCUCCAAGGUGCCCUGAAAGAACUUGAGCAAUACGUCCAUCAGUCGCAUGACUCAAAUGAUGCAAACUCAAAAACUAACUAUUCAGUUAUAACGAGAAAGACAAGCCUUACUAGUUUCUUUCAAAAAGUUGAAAACAAGCACAAAAUAAGUAGAGCUAGAUUUCUUUUCCAUCCCGAUGAUAGAAGAAUGCCAGUUUUAAUUGACGGGAGAACUGAAAAACUUUUUGAAAUAUCAAUUGGCGAAUCUCAUCAGCCAUUUUUGACUGCAUAUGACCAUUCAAGCUUUGCCCAGUUAAAUCGGGAAUUCGACAGAAUCCAGUUUCUCACUACAAGGUUUCUUUUGCUCAGUAAUUCACAUUCAUUUCGUAUCGUCGACUACUUAAAUGGGUAUAAUUACCUUGAUCUGACUAUAAACGAUGGAAUCAAGCAGAUAGUUGGAACUGCGGGUACAUUUUUGAUUGUUUGGACCGGCAAAGAUGAUAUUGAGCUUUAUAAACUUUACAUUAUGGACGACUCUGAUAUACCAUUUGGGGAGGACGACUCGUUAGAAAUUGAAGACAAUGGAAUGGUGAGAUCUUUGAAGAAGAUAGUUUUCUGCGAAGCAAUACUUUCUCCAGACAACCAAUUAGCCCUAUGUGAAGAUCACAAUUGUGAUGACGUUGAUGGCCUUUUAGAUUUAUACGCUUUAAAACUUCGGGAUCUUACUGUACUCUGGUGUCUCAGAUGUUUCGAACAGUGUAAUAAGUGGUUUGGAUGUAGAUCAAAGGAACACAAGACAGGGUUACGGUUCGUUGGUCUACAAGAGCUAAUUAUAAAGCAUAUUUUUGACAAAUUUAUCAGUUUUUUAGCUCCUCCUGAAUUGGUUAUAUCCCAUUGUUUCCCACUUGACGUUAUUAGAUUGGUAGAUGAUGCAACGACAUCAAAUUAUUCCUUUAACAAAGAUGAAAAUAUACAAAGCAUUCCGCCAAUGUACAUAAAUAAGUGGUGCUUACCGUAUCUUACUGAUAUGAGAAGGAUUUUGCGAAACCUUUCCCGAGAAAAAUCAAUUAAAUGGUCAUUGAAUAAUAGAGAUAUAAUCGUUGGAAUAGAAUUCUUUCAGGUCGAUCAGCAUAAGGAGCUUGACGUACAAUCUCUUCUAACUAUUAUUGAUACAGCAUUAUUCAAAUUGUAUUUGGACUAUAAUCCAGUACUGGUGGGGCCCUUUACUCGGGUUGAAAAUAUGUGCGACUUCGAAACGGUGGUAAAUGAGCUAAGCAGCCACCAGAUGAUCCAUGAAUUAGUUGACUUCUAUUAUCACAGGCAGAAACAUGAACUUGCUCUGUCGCUUCUGACCCAUUUAGAACAACGGGUUAAUAACUCCAAAGCACCAGAUGACUUUGAAAAUAACAUAAAAGCACUGAUUAUCGAUUAUCUGAGUAAGUUGCCCGAUGAAUUUUUGGACACAAUUUUUGAAUACACAAAUUGGUUAUUACAAAAAUUUCCAUUGGAGAAAGAUGUUAUAAUUAGCAGCGUUUUCAUGAAUCAAACGACCAAUUGCUCGAAUUUCAAUUAUUUCAAGGUUUACGAUUUUAUUGACUUAACUGAUAAAGCAGUAUCUCUAAGAUAUCUUGAAUUUGUAAUUGAUACGUUCCAGUCUCAAGAUAAGAAACUUUAUAUGAUUCUGAUAAGGAGAUAUCUUGAAAAUCUGGGUGACACAAGAACCUCUAGAAAGCUACAUGCUGUAUUAAGAAAUACUCAUUUGUAUGAACCGCGAACUGUUUACAGACUUCUUUGCGAAGUUGAAGAAAAAGAUGAACUUGACCCUACGCAAAUGCAGUCACUUCAAAUCCUGAAAACUUACCCAUUGAAGAGGCUAGGUGACCAUGAGAGAGCGUUAAACAUUUUAUUUGACAAGUUGGGUAACUAUUCACUAUCUUCGUCUUAUUGUAAUGAUGUUUAUGUCGAAGACCAAACAAUGGGAACUAAACUUUUAAUGCAAUUCUUCGACAAAAUAUUAAAAAUGACUGAAAACAGCAAUCCAAACAGCAUUAUAUCGUUUCUCCAGGAGCAUGGCUCAAAAGUUGACGAAAUAAAGAUAUUGAAUAAACUCCCCAAGGAUUUGCUUCUCAAAGAUCUCAGCCAAAUUUUGUCUCAUAGGCUUAAAUCCUUGUCAGUGGAAAAAAAUGAUCUGAGAAUAAAGAGGAACCUUCUACAAGUAGAAUUAGUUGAUAAAAGCUAUCAAUUGAAUUGUAAGCUCUCAGAAUAUGUUAUUGUUGGCGAAGAAAGGAAAUGCUUUGUAUGCCACAAAGUGUUGAAGAGUAACCCAAGCGAUAUCUAUUUUUUGUUUGAUAUAGACAACAAAAGUGUAGUGACGCAUUAUAACUGCGGGAAGUCUUUGCAAGAGACAAGGUCGCUAAAUAGGACCCGAAACUCACCUAAGAAAGCAGGAGAAUUUCUAAAAUCAAUAUAA
This is a messenger RNA of Lachancea fermentati, 3051 nucleotides long. The record is from the annotation of a GenBank genome assembly. Lineage: Eukaryota; Fungi; Ascomycota; Saccharomycetes; Saccharomycetales; Saccharomycetaceae.